Molecule: messenger RNA, 1638 nt
Organism: Thyridium curvatum
Lineage: Eukaryota; Fungi; Ascomycota; Sordariomycetes; Thyridiales; Thyridiaceae
Exons: 3
Coding region: 1-1638 (545 amino acids)
Cellular component (GO): cytoplasm
Molecular function (GO): zinc ion binding; ubiquitin protein ligase activity
Source: RefSeq, a predicted model, not a curated record
AUGGCCUCGCCCACAGGUCAACAUGGCGCGACGAACGGGGAGGAGAAAGCCGCAUCGACCACUCGUCGCGGGAGCUCGUCGCAGCACUCGGACGAUUCGCAGACUGCAGCAGACUUCAUCCGCGACCAGAUGCAGCUCGAAGCUGAUGCCCGUGAGGCUCUGCCAUACAGCAUAGAAAACUGUACCAGGCCCCUCGGCCCCCUUCGGCAAAGUGUCUUCGCCUGCCUGACCUGCAAGCCGCCGCCGGCGAGCCCCUCGGACCCCUACGACGCGGCCGGCGUCUGCUACUCGUGCUCCGUCCAGUGCCACGGCGAGCACACACUAGUCGAGAUCUUCAACAAGAGGAACUUCACCUGCGACUGCGGCACCACGCGGUUCCCCGCCGCGAGCCCCUGCAGCCUGCGCAUCAACCCCGAGACCAACACCAAGGGCGGCGUGCACUCGGAGCCGCGCGACGACAACAACAGGUACAACCAGAACUUCCGGAACCGCUUCUGCGGGUGCGAGUGCGACUACGACCCCUUCGAGCAGAAGGGUACGAUGUUUCAGUGCCUGGGCCUAGGGACUGCCGAGACGGGAGGAUGUGGCGAGGACUGGUGGCAUCCCGGGUGUGUGGUGGGGAUGGGCCCGAAGUGGUGGGAGAGCAUGGAGAAGCCCAAGAAGGAAGAGAAGGCUGCAAAGGUUACUGCCGACGGCCAGGCUGGCGACAAGAGCCUGCCUACCAUCUCAGAGGAUGCAGAGGAGCAGCCGCCCAAGCCAGCACAGACGGAGGGAGCCGAACAGGCCAAAAAGACCCAGGAGGAAGAGGAGGAUGACGACCCGCCCAUGCCACCGGGAUUCCCGGGCGAGGACGAUUUCGAGGCCUUCCUAUGCUAUAAGUGCGUUGAGGCGAACCCGUGGAUCAAGCGCUAUGCUGGAACCUCAGGAUUUCUACCUCCGGUCUAUUUCAAAGACGGAGGUACCAAGGAGCAGCAGCCCGCCGUCGAGGAAACGUUGUCAAAGAAACGCAAGGUAGAUGACGAGGACACAGAAUCCCAAGACUCCAAGAGAGUCAAGGGCGAGAGUCAGGACGGCGCACCAGCACCAGCAGCAGCAGCAGCAGCCGCGGACGCUCCGGCCUCGUCGACCGAUGCUGACGCGGAGUCCACAGCCGACACCAAGCCCGUCUGUAAGCUCGACUCCCUCCCCGCCGCCCCAAUCGGCACGGUCUCCCUCUUCAUGACCCCGACGUUCCGCGACGCCCUCUGCCGCUGCCCGUCGUGCUUCCCCCUCCUGGCGCCGCACCCGCAGCUCCUGGAGGAAGAGGAGACGUACGAGCCGCCCGUCUCCGAGGACGGAGGGGGCAACGGCGACGCCGCCUCGACGCACGGCAGCGGGUCCCUGCUCGAGCGGGGCGAGAGCGCGCUGCGCAACGUGGACCGCGUGCGCGCGAUCGAGGGCGUCAUGGCGUACAACCACCUCAAGGAGCAGCUCAAGCCCUUCUUCCAGCAGUUCGCCGAGAGCGGGCGGGCCAUCUCGGCCGAGGACGUCAAGGAGUACUUUGCCAAGCUCCGCGGCGACUCGGAGGCCAUCCGCGAGGCCGGGGAGGCGGCGUCCAAGGGCGGGGACGAUAACAGAAGGGAGCAGAGCGGGUAUUAA